Molecule: messenger RNA, 492 nt
Organism: Morchella sextelata
Lineage: Eukaryota; Fungi; Ascomycota; Pezizomycetes; Pezizales; Morchellaceae
Exons: 1
Coding region: 1-492 (163 amino acids)
Molecular function (GO): zinc ion binding; nucleic acid binding
Source: RefSeq, a predicted model, not a curated record
AUGCCCGUAACAGAAUCGAUGAUACACCAUGAGACUCCUGCAACGGUAGAUGGUUGUGCAACACUCUUGCAACGGUUGGAUAACCGACGACGCGCAGCGGAAGCUAAGCGAGGUAGUAAAAAACCUUGGACUACUACUGCGACCCCGGCUCCGCGUCCCCCACCAACAAAUCCUGUUCCUGUUCCCCGUCCUGCUGCCCCUGCUACCAACCCACCUGCCACUGAGAAUCACCCCUCGUUCCGUCCUGGAGGUGAUGUACCCAUGGAUCUGUCCGGAGGACGUCGUCGCCCUACCCCUGCCGAAAGAACCGCCCGCUUAGUUGAGGGCCGAUGUUUCUAUUGCGGAGGUGUUGGGCAUAUGGUUAGGGAUUGCCCCCAAGCGAGGGCAACGGGAAGCCAACCAAGGAGGCCUGUUAUGAGAGGAGCAGCGUUGACGGUGGAAGAAAAUGGCGGAAGCGAUAAUGAGUCGGCAAAAGAUUUGUCCCUGCACUAA